UUUCAGACCUUAACUGCUCAGAAUGUUGCAGUCGCCGUUGAGCCCCCAUGAUGUCACGGGUCAACUGACGACCUUUAGGUCGUAUGUUGCUCUCAUCGCAGAUCCGACCCCAGGGAUUGUUGAAAAGAAAUUGAAGGCAGCUCAGGAACUCAGUGAGAAUUUUGAGAGUGUGGUUCUGUCCCCCCAAUAUUCACAGUUCCUGGGCGAGGCACUGAAGGUCUUCCUAAAGAUCCUUGAUGAAGGGGAACCACAGUUUAUUGCUGAACAAAACAUGCAGCAACUGAGAAAGCUACUACUGGAGAUUAUUCAUCGGAUUCCGAGCAAUGAGCACCUGAAGAAAUACGUCCAGCAGAUCCUAUCACUUAUGUUCAAACUCUUAAAGAUUGAGAAUGAGGAGAACGUUUUGGUUUGUUUACGUAUCAUUAUAGAGCUACAUAAACAAUACAGGCCACAGAUGAAUGAGGAGAUAAAAGACUUCCUUCAGUUUGUGAAAACCAUCUACAACACGAUACCCAGUCAUCUGGCCAAGAUCUUUGAGCCUCGCAGUCAGAUUAAGGUCAAGGACGUCACAGAGGUCAAUGUCGACACCAUACUGCAGGAGACCUUCACCACGACGACCAUACUGACAGACAAGAAAAACGCGGAUAACCAGAACAUAUCAUACAACAUUAUCCCCCGUGGAGUCCUGUCCCUGAAGGUGCUGGCCGAGCUACCCAUUAUAGUGGUCCUCAUGUACCAACUGUACAAACCCAACGUACAUCAGGAAGUGGCGGAGUUCAUUCCCCUGAUCAUGAAUACCAUAACACUACAACCCUCAGCCAUUCACAAGACCAGUCCAUCGUUCAACAAGGAAGUGUUUGUGGAUUUCAUUGCAGCUCAGAUCAAAACUCUCUCAUUCCUAGCUUACAUCAUCAGGAUUUAUCAGGAACAAGUCCAGCAGCAUGCUAAUCACAUGGUGAACGGACUUCUGGGAUUGCUGGAGUUCUGCCCACAGGAAGUGGCCCAUCUCAGAAAGGAACUGCUGAUAGCUGCCCGGCAUAUUCUGGCCACAGACCUCAGAAACAAGUUUGUACAGGUCAUUGACAAAUUGUUUGAUGAGAAAAUUUUGAUUGGAUCAGGAUGGACAACUCAUGAAUCUUUACGCCCCCUGGCCUACAGUACCCUGGCUGACCUGGUCCAUCACGUGCGUCAGUCCCUGCCCCUGAAGGAGCUCUCGAUGGCGGUCAACCUGUUCUCUAAGAACGUCCACGACGAGUCCCUCCCCAGCAGUAUACAGACCAUGUCCUGUAAACUCCUACUGAACCUGGUCGAGUGUAUCAGGGCCAAGAGUGAGGCCGAAAAUGGAAAUGGGAGAGAACUGCUGAUGAGAAUGCUGGAAGUUUUCGUCCUGAAGUUCAAAACCAUUGCUAAGAUUCAGCUACCACAAAUUCUACAGAAAUGCAAACAACAGCCACAAAGUCCCACACAACAGACACCCACCUUGACCGAUGCCAAACAGAAUGUGGAGGUCAAGGUCGAAGCUCCUAAAACUCCAGUGGAGGAGAGUAAGCCCCCCAUGACUGCCUCACUACUGGCUGACACGGCAACCAAGGACACAGACAAAGCUUGGACUGAAAAGUCGCUGCAGAACCGUUUUGGGGUGACUCCUAGUCAGUACAGCGUUUAUUCGGUCAGUGAUUGUAGAAGUCUGGUCAAGACUCUGGUGUGUGGAGUCAAAACCAUCACCUGGGGCAUCGUGUCCUGUAAAGCCGUGGGCGCAGAAGCUGCUACUGUCCAGAACAAGCAGUUCCUGCCUAAGGAGGCCCUGGUUUACAUCCGACUGGUUAAGUUUGCUUUACAGGCACUGGAUAUCUACACUAUCAACAUCGGGGCUAAUGGUCAAGCGGUCAUCAGGCCAGCAGUGGUUCAAACAGUAAGAACUAAAGAAGAAAAGGAAGUCCUAGAACAUUUUGCUGGAGUGUUCACGAUGAUGCAUCCAUUGACUUUCAAAGAGAUCUUCUCUUCAACUGUCGAGUACAUGGUGAAUCGGAUUCAUAACAAUUAUGCACUACAGAUUGUUGCCAACUCCUUCCUGGCUAAUCCCACCACCUCAGCCACAUUUGCCACCAUUCUGGUUGACUAUCUGCUGGCCAGGCUAGAGGAAAUGGGAUCGAAUCUGGAUCGGUCCAAUCUCUACCUGAAGUUGUUCAAGCUGGUGUUUGGCUCUGUGUCUCUGUUUGCUAAUGAGAAUGAACAAAUGUUAAAGCCACAUCUGCACACGAUUGUGAACCGCUCCAUGGAGCUGGCGAUGAGUGCCAAGGAGCCGUAUAACUACUUCCUGUUACUGAGAGCCCUGUUCCGCUCCAUUGGAGGAGGAAGUCACGACCUGCUCUACCAGGAGUUCCUUCCCCUGCUCCCUAAUCUACUACAGGGAUUGAACAGUCUACAGAGUGGACUACACAGACAGCACAUGAAGGACCUGUUCGUUGAGCUGUGUCUGACCGUUCCGGUCCGUUUGAGCUCCCUCUUACCCUACCUCCCUAUGUUGAUGGACCCCCUGGUGUCGGCGCUGAACGGGUCACAGACUCUGGUCAGUCAGGGACUGAGGACUCUAGAACUGUGUGUGGACAACCUACAGCCAGACUUCCUGUACGAUCACAUACAGCCUGUCAGGGCGGAACUCAUGCAGGCUUUAUGGAAGACUUUGAGAAGUCCAGUGGAUAACAUUGCUCAUGUCGCGUUUAGAGUCCUUGGAAAAUUUGGUGGAGGAAAUCGCAAAAUGUUGAGAGAACCCCAGAAGCUCCACUACAAUGACCGUGAGACAGUGGGACCAUGUAUCACCAUCUACUUCCAGGAUUGUAAAACACCCAUAACUAAACCAGUAGAAAAGGCAGUGGACUUUGCUCUGACCACACUUAAGUGCAGUACCACUGAUAACUUUGCUCGGAGACAGGCCUGGGAACUCAUCAAAUGUUUCCUGGUCUCUGUGAUGAACCUAGAAGAUGAAAAACUGACCCUCACCAAUCUGUUUACACACACCAGCUUUACAGAGAAGGAAAUUCCCAUACAGACAAGCCAGCUGUACAAAAAUCCUGACGCUCACUCCAGGAAAGUACAUGAGCAAGCUCUGACUGGAAUGUUUGUUGCAGCAGCCAUUAAGGAGUUAAGACAGAUUGCUCUCCCCUUCAUGGCGUGUAUGGUCAAACACUACACCAUGAUAGCCAUAUCUCAGCAGUGUGGUCCAUUCCCAGUGGGGGACAAACAGAACAAGCUUCAGGGUAUGGACACACAGAUCCUGAUCGAUGCCCUCGCUGUUAUCAUGGGACACGAAGAGAAGGAGCUGUGUAAACCAGGGAACCUGGCUCUGGUCCUAAUACUGGACACAGCUACCACUCUACUGGGAUCUAAAGAAAGGGCCUGUCAGCUGCCCCUGUUUGAGUACCUGGUAGAGCGGAUGUGUUCUCUGUGUUAUGACAGGGCAUGGUACGCCAAGUUUGGAGGGUGCCUAGCUGUCCGCUUUAUGUAUGAGAGGAUGGCCCUGAAGUGGGUACUGGAGCACCAGUUUAUCUUCCUGAAGGCUCUUCUGUUUGUCAUGAUGGAUCUCACCAAAGAGGUGUCCAGUGGGGCUGUGGACUUGGCUAAAAAUAACCUGGAGAACAUGCUGAUCAAGUGUGCCUCGGAAAUCGAGGGUGAGAAAGCAUCAGAGGAAAUCCUGGCCGCCCAGAAGAAGUCACUACAUGAGGUGGUGCACGAACUGGUCAGACAGAUCACCUCCCCCAACACCAUCGUCAGGGAACAGGCCAUGCAUUCCUUGGAGACUCUGGCCAAGACAACAGGGAGAUCGGUGACGGACAUCAUGGAACCUCACAAGGAGGUCUUACAGGACAUGAUACCUCCUAAAAAACACCUCCUCAGACACCAACCAGCCAAUGCACAGAUAGGACUCAUGGAUGGAAAUACCUUCUGUACAACUCUACAGCCCAGGUUGUUUACUAUUGACCUGAAUGUACUUGAGCACAAUGUCUUCUUUACUGAGCUGCUGAGUCUCUGUGAGGCAGAAGAUGCUGUGUUGUUGAAGCUUCCCUGUUAUAAGUCAGUAACAGACCUCGUCCCACUCAGGAAAAGUGCCCUCAGAGCCCUGGCUGCCUGUCACUACAUUUCUAACAAGAGGGAGAAGAUCUUCAAUGUGUUGUAUAAAGCCCUGAACAGUAACAGUACAGAACUACAAGAAGUGGCCCACGACUGUAUGAAGAAAUUUAUACUGGGGUGUCAGAUAGACAUGGAGAGUGUACACACGGCGAUCCGUCCGCUCCUGCUGACUCUGGGAGAUCACCGCAGUCUGAACGCCAGCGUCAUACAGAGGCUCUCCUACAUCACACAGCUCUUCCCCAACACGUUCAAUGAAAAACUCUGUGAACAGCUAUUGACCCACUUGAAGAAAUGGUUAGAGGUAGCAGCCAUCAGUCAGAAGAGUGGGCAGAACAAAUCCAAUGGGCAGGUCAUAGGUCAGGAACUCAAGACCUGUGCAGCCAUCAUUAAUAUUUUCCACAUGAUACCAGCAGCCAGCAGUAAGCUGAUAGAACCACUCAUUGUUGUGGCCCUCGGUGGAGAAAAGUCACUCUUCUUAGAGUUUAUCUUGACACACAGUGAUGGCAAAAAGUUCAGAGAAGUUCUGGAGGCCAACCCAACCAAACUGUUAAAUAUUGGACAACAGCAGUUCUGUGUGACCAUGUGUCACAUGUAUCAGAUCAAGCUGAUCAGCCUACUGACACAGUUUGAGGAGGCCUGGCUGUCUCAGCACACACAGAUAAUCACCCAUUUGUUAAGCAUUUGGAAAAGUGAGAGUUUUCUGGAGAGGCACAAAAAAGUGAACUCAGUAGAUUUUGUGAUCUGGAAGGAACCAGCACUGCUUGUGAAGUGUCUGCUGAACUAUUUCAAGUACCACACCAAUGAGAUAGAGCUUCUGUUCCACAUCCUGCGGUGCUUCACCACGCGCUUCAUCAUACAGUUCCAGUUUGUCAAGGACUUCCUAGACAAUGUGGUGGCGGCAACGUACACAAUUGAAUGGAAGAGAAGUGCCUUCUUCAAAUUUGUGGAGAUCUUUCAUGAUCAGACAUGGACACAGGAUUUGAAAGCCAAAAUUCUGCAGCACAUCUUGAUCCCGUGUUUCCAGCAUGCCUUUGAGCAGAACGAUGGGGAGAAGUUGAUCGGGGGGCCCCCCACCCCAGAUCAGGACAACCCCGAGAACGUCAUCAGUGCAUUCAUCACAAAAAUCAUCGACCCCGAGAACCCUUUUGGGACGUCGGACUCGGUCCGGAUUCUGUUGUUACAGCUGUCCUCUCUACUGGUGGAGCAGGCCUCCUCUCACAUCCACGACGCAAACAACAAGAAGCAGGGUAACAAGCUGCGGCGCCUGAUGACGUUUGCCUGGCCAUGCCUGCUGAGUAAGAACUGUGUGGACCCUGCCACGAAGUACCACGGACACCUCCUACUGUCCCACAUCAUCGCUAAGUUUGCCAUCCAUAAACGCAUUGUACUGCAGGUGUUCCAUAGCCUGCUGAAGGCCCAUGCAGUAGAAGCCCGGGCUGUGGUCAGACAGGCACUAGAGAUCCUCACCCCUGCCAUGCCAGGACGAAUGGAAGACGGAAAUGGCAUGUUGACUCACUGGACCAAGAAGAUAAUUGUAGAGGAGGGACACACUGUAGCUCAGCUUGUUCACAUUCUACAACUGGUGGUUCGUCACUACAAGGUGUAUUACCCAGUCAGACAUCACCUGAUCCCUCACAUGGUCAACUCCCUACAGAGGCUGGGAUUCACCUCCAGUGCCACCAUAGAACACAGGAAGCUGGCUGUUGACCUGGCAGAAGUGGUCAUUAAAUGGGAAGUUCAAAGGGUCAAGGACGACCAAGAGGUCAGUGAGCCUGCCCCUGAUUUGACCCAGGCCCCACAGCAGAAUGUGGGAACUAAGCGUCCCGCCCCUGGUACCCCUCUAUCUGUGGAUUCACCUCAGGAGGCCAAACGGUCCCGACACUCCUCUGGAGCACCCAGUGAGAGUAACAAGAGUGUGACUGAGAGUAGUAAACCAAUAGAGAAGAAUUACUGUGAUGCUGUGGUCAACUUCUUACUGAGAAUUGCUUGUCAGGUAAACGAAAGCCCUGGGUCCCCAGGUGAGCUGUUGUCAAGGCGAUGUGUAGUUCUCCUGAAGAUGGCGCUGCGUCCUGACUUCUGGCAGAAUACGGAGCUGAAGCUGGCCUGGUUUGACAAACUCCUGACAACGGUGGAGAAUCAUCAGCCAAACUUUAACAACAUCUGUACAGCCCUGGAACUCCUCAGCUUUCUGUUAACUAUACUGAAAAAGGACACAAUCCUGUCCAGUUUUAAGCCCCUCCAGCGAGGGAUUGCGGCGUGCAUGACCUGCCCCAAUACCAAGGUCAUUCGCGGUGUCCACGGUCUGUUGUCACGCCUGAUGAGUUUCUUCCCCACGGAGCCGGUCACUUCUAACGUGGCGUCUAAAUACGAGGAACUGGAAUGUCUGUACGCCUGUGUCAGCAAAGUGGUGUACGAAGGACUCACCAACUAUGAAAAGUCGACCAAUGGCUCCCCUACACAGCUGUUCAGUACCCUGAUGAUUCUGAAGGCAGCCUGUAUGCACAACCAGUGUUACAUAGACCGACUCAUCACCACAUUCAUGAAGGUCCUACACAAGAUGGCGAGGGAGCAUCUACAACCCACCUCCACUGAGACUAGUCCUAUGGCCAGUGAGUUGUUGAUUUUGAGUCUGGAUCUGGUCAAGAACAGAGUAGGAGUUAUGUCCCUUGAGAUGAGGAAGAGUUUCAUUGGUCAGAUCUUAGUGGGACUGAUAGAGAAAACAACUGACCCCAAAGUCAUGAAAGCCAUCACUAAAAUGGUGGAGGACUGGGUCAAAACCAAGACCCCUAUAGCCAUCAACCAGUCCCCGGUCAUCAGGGAGAAGGCCAUCCUUCUGGUCAAGCUGAUGCAGCACGUGGAGAAGAGGUUCCCUGAGGAACAGGAACUUAAUGCUCAAUUCCUGGAACUCGUCAAUUACAUCUACAGGGAUGAAAGUUUGAGUGGUACAGAACUGACAUCUAAACUGGAGCCAGCCUUUUUAGCAGGACUGAGAUGUAACCAACCUCCCAUCAGACAGAAGUUUGUAGAGGUGUUUGAUAACAGUAUACCCAAGAGGAUUUUUGAUCGCUUGCUGUACAUCACGUGUUCACAGAACUGGGAGUCCAUGGGAGGACAUUUUUGGAUCAAACAGUGUCUUGAGUUGAUCCUGGCUGUAGCUAUGACGGGACACACUAUACAGAGUUCCUCCCCUAUGAACCUUCUGCCCUCGGCCAGCAGCAUUGUUAACCUUGCCGACAGCCAGGAGAGGGCGGCCUUCGCUAGCAUCAUGAAGAUGAAGGAGGAACCCAUGGACGUGGAAUCUGUAGACUCCAACAAAGAAGAGGAGGAAAUAGACAUGGAGUUAGGGGGCGUGUCUUCAGAUGACAACACCUCCUCUAAGGAACCUCCCAAGAAAGACCUACAGGAACCCAAACAAAGCAUCAACACUCUACUGCAGAGACAGGCCAAGUUCUUAGAGGGCUGCCGCGAGGUCAAGACUGUGUCGUACCUGAACUCCCUGUCCCAGCUCUGUCACAGUACAACAGAUCUUACACACAGUAUCUGGAUUGAUAUCUUCCCCAGGAUCUGGAAAAUCCUCUCUGAGAAACAACAAGGGAUGAUAUCAGGGGAGCUGAUCCCCUUUAUGUGCAGUGGGAGCCACGUAAUACAGAAGGACUGCCACCCCAGCUCUAUACACACCUUCCUGGAGGGGCUGUCUCAUGUGGUGCCCCCCGUACAGAUCAGACCAGCCGUACUCAAGUAUCUGGGUAAGACACACAAUCUCUGGCACCGAGCCUGUCUGCUGCUGGAACAACUCGCGUUUGAGAACAACGCUCAGCAGGCCCUGAAGAAUCGUCCAGGCAGCGAGUACGAGUUUGAGCCAGUCCAGUCAUCUCAACAGGAGACUUUGGACUGCCUGUGUGAGCUGUACUCUCUGCUGAAGGAAUCAGACAUGUGGACUGGGCUCUGGCAGAAACGAACCAAGUUCCCAGAAUCCAACACUGCCAUAGCCUACGAACAGCACGGCUUCUUUGAACAGGCACAGAGUGCUUAUGAACAGUGUAUGACGAAGGCCCGACAGGAACACAACACUGCCCCGGUUUUGCCCAGCAGUAAUAAAGAAACUUCACAAAAGGUAAACCUUGUUUCUGUAUGUACUUGUAGAUGCUGUAAGGAGUUGAACCAGUGGGACCUACUGCUGGAGUACGCCACUUCUAAAGGGAACACCAACCCCCACCUGGUCCUAGAGAGUGCCUGGAGGGUCCCUAACUGGUCCGUCAUGAAGGAUGCCCUUGCACAGGUGGAGCUAAGCUGUCCUAAAGAAAUGGCCUGGAAGGUCAAUCUGUACAGAGGUUAUAUUGCCAUCUGUCACCCUGACGACCAUCAUCUCAACAUGGUUACCAUGAUUGAGCGUUUGGUGGAGGUGUCCAGUAAUUUAGCCAUCAAGGAGUGGCGCCGCCUGCCCUCCAUCGUGUCCCACAUCCAUGUCCCCCUCCUACAGGCGGCGCAGCAGAUAAUGGAGCUACAGGAGGCCGCCCAGAUAAACCAGGGUCUCCAGCCUGCCAACAUCACCCGCAGCUCUAGUCUACACGACAUGAAGGCAAUCGUCAAAACUUGGAGGAACCGCCUGCCAAUGAUAUCUGAUGACCUGUCCCACUGGAGUGACAUUUUUACCUGGAGACAGCACCAUUAUCAGUUCAUUGUCAAUCACUAUGACUCCCACGCUCAGCAAGACCCGCAAAACAGUAACCAUUCCAUGUUAGGAGUCCAUGCUUCAGCUCAGGCUAUCAUCCACUUUGGUAAAAUCGCCAGAAAACAUGGACUGACUGGGGUCUGUCUGGACUCUCUCAGCAGGAUCCACACAAUCCCCAGUGUCCCCAUCGUGGACUGUUUCCAGAAGAUCAGACAGCAGGUCAAGUGUUAUCUACAGAUGGCUGGCACCAUGGGCAAAAACGAACUACAGGAGGGCCUGGAAGUAAUCGAGUCCACCAAUCUGAAGUACUUCACCAAGGAGUUCACAGCGGAGUUCUACGCAUUAAAGGGGAUGUUCCUGGCUCAAAUCGGGCGCUCUGACGAUGCUAACAAGGCGUUCAGUGCCGCGGUACAGAUGCAUGACACCCUGGUGAAGGCCUGGGCUCUCUGGGGGGACUACCUAGAGAAUGUCUUCACUAAAGAAAAGAAGACAGAACUAGGAGUGUCAGCCAUCACCUGUUUCCUGCAUGCCUGUCGCCAUCAGAAUGAGAGUAAAUCUAGGAAGUACCUGGCCAAGGUUCUCUGGCUCCUGACGUACGACGACGAGAAGUCAGCCCUGGCCGAGGCAGUGGACAAGUAUUGUGUGGGGGUACCACCCAUACAGUGGCUACCUUGGAUUCCUCAGCUGUUGACGUGCCUGGUCAGGAGUGAGGGGCGCCUCAUCAUGAACCUGCUCAGUCAGGUGGGCAGGAUGUACCCCCAGGCUGUGUACUUCCCCAUCAGGACCCUGUAUCUCACUCUCAAGAUCGAGCAGAGGGAGAGAUAUAAGAGUGGUGAUCCUAGUGCUGCCCCAGUCAGCAGGACCCCCUCCACUACCCAGCAGUCGUCAGUCAUCACCACAACAACAGGGACAACGACCGUGACCUCCAGUUCAUCAGGUCCCCCAGGGUCAUCUGUACCCUCCACCCCCACCACCCCCGGGAUCUCUCUGUCUGUUGAUGAGGCUCUUCAGACCCCAGCCCCAGCUUCUGGCACCACCUCUCAGGGGGCGGCCAGUCAGGGGGGUCAGAAGGGGGGGUCUGCAGGGGGAACAGAUGCGGGCCCCAUCAGAGCCCCCGCCCCUAUGUGGAGGUGUAGCAAGAUCAUGCACCUACAGCGAGAGCUCCACCCCACCAUCCUCAACUCACUGGAGGGAAUAGUAGAUCAGAUGGUGUGGUUCAGAGAGAACUGGUAUGAGGAAGUUCUGAGACAACUCAAACAGGGCCUGGCCAAGUGUCAUGCUGUGGCUUUUGAGAACAGAGGGGCUGUUGCUGAUGCCACCAUUACUCCACACACGCUGAACUUUGUGAAGAAGCUAGUGAGUACGUUUGGGGUGGGGAUAGAGAACGUCUCCAGCGUUAGCACCACCUUCUCCAGCGCCGCCUCCGAGUCCCUGGCCCGCCGCGCUCAGGCCACCGCCCAGGACCCCGUGUUCCAGAAAAUGAAGAGCCAGUUCACCACUGACUUUGACUUCAAUGUUCCUGGUUCUACCAAGCUUCACAAUCUGAUUAACAAACUGAAGAAAUGGAUCAAAAUCCUGGAGGCUAAAACUAAGUUACUGCCAAAAUCUUUCCUGAUUGAGGAGAAAUGUCGAUUCCUGAGUAACUUUUCUCAGCACACAGCAGAAGUAGAACUGCCAGGAGAGUUCCUGUUACCAAAGCACAGCCAUUACUAUGUGAGGAUUGCCCGCUUCAUGCCUCGAGUGGAGAUUGUACAGAAACACAAUACAGCAGCUAGACGUCUGUACAUCAGAGGCCACAACGGCAAGGUGUACCCUUACCUGGUGGUCAAUGAUGCAUGUCUGACCGAGUCCCGUCGCGAGGAGCGUGUACUCCAGCUGUUACGCAUGAUGAAUCACUUCCUGACAAAACAGAAGGAGACGUUACGUCGUCUGCUGUACUUCACGGUCCCCCGCGUGGUGGCCAUCUCUCCUCAGAUGAGACUGGUGGAGGAUAACCCAGCCUCCAUCUCACUGCUGGAUGUCUACAAACAGAGAUGUACUAAGCGAGGUAUAGAGCAUGACGCCCCUGUUGCUAGGUACUACGAGCGCCUGGCGACGGUCCAGGCUCGGGGGGCCCAGGCCAGUCACCAGGUGCUGAGGGACAUUCUGAAGGACGUCCAGAGUAACAUGGUCCCCCGGGGGCUGCUGAAGGAGUGGGCGGUUCACACGUUCCACACCGCCACAGACUACUGGACAUUCAGGAAAACGCUGACAAUCCAGUUGUUAACUGACGAUCCAGUUCUAAUACUACUAUAUUUUGUUGACAUCGACGACCAGUCAGGUGAGCUGGACGCUAACCGCCCAGUACCAUUCCGACUGACCCCUAACAUUGCCGAGUUCCUGACGAUGACCGGAGUUAACGGUCCACUGACCGCCUCUAUGGUCGCCUCCGCCCGGUGUCUGGUCCAGCCUCAGUACAAACUGCCCAGCUUCCUUAGGGCCGUACUGAGGGACGAAUACAUUACAUGGCAUAAAAAAAAACAGGAGGAGUUGAAGCCAGGAGUAGAACCCACAGACAUGGACAGUGAACAGCUGAUUAAUAUGGUAAACAAGGCUGUGUCUGCCAUCACCACCAGACUACAUAAUUUGGCGACAUUUGAUGGAGCAGAGAGUCGGGUCAGUACGCUGGUGGCAGCUGCAAACAGCCACGACAACUUGUGUAGAAUGGACCCAGCCUGGCAUCCGUGGUUGUAGAGGGACACGUUAGUAAAAGGCAGCAUGUAGUCCCCCAUUGGUGUGUGACAAUCUCUUGAAGAAUAUUCAUAGAACUCAUGUGUAUAAUGGACAUUUCUUUGCUGGACUUCACAUGACUUUGGACUGAAGGAGAUACAACUCCAAAUGGUUUACAUGUAUCAUUCCCGGCUGGAGGAUGAUCUAUUUUGUCUGAAGAAUUUUUUUUUCUAUUUAAUAACAUAACGCUUUUUUUUCUUAUUUACAUGUGUUUAAUUUAGAUUUUUGUUGUACUAAGUGUGAUUUAUAUUUUUGACUGUAUAAAAAAACGUGUUAAAUAAAAAUUUAUUAAGAGAAUUUUUAUUGUCGAACACUGAAAGUCUGAUUUCUACACAAAGACUUUUCACAUGCUUUCAACACACAGGGAACCAACAAAAUGAAAAGAAAAAAGAAAAUUUGAAUGAAAGUAAUAUGUACAUUUAGAAAACUGUUUAGUAUGUUGAAUGUAUUGAAGAUGUAACUGUGGUUCUACUAUAUGUUUCAUUUUUGUCAUUUUUUUCAUGUUUUUUUUUCAAGUAUAUAUCUGUACUAUUACUAUCCCUUUAUUUGAAAUCAUCUGUAGUAUGGAUAAAGUGUAUUGAGAAAUCUUCGUUUAUUGGAAUAAAUCAUGCAUAUCA
Saccostrea cuccullata (small rock oyster) is the source of this 12186-nucleotide messenger RNA. Its product is annotated as transformation/transcription domain-associated protein-like. NCBI's taxonomy places the organism in Eukaryota, Metazoa, Mollusca, Bivalvia, Ostreida, Ostreidae. The coding region runs from base 23 to 11533 and encodes 3836 amino acids. Gene Ontology annotation, biological process: regulation of DNA-templated transcription; DNA repair. The transcript has 90 exons. The record is from RefSeq and is a predicted model, not a curated record. Gene Ontology annotation, cellular component: SAGA complex; nucleus; NuA4 histone acetyltransferase complex. Gene Ontology annotation, molecular function: protein binding.